CUCACCUGUUUCCCUCUGCUCCUCUCACUCAGUCAUUUCUGCUCAGCUCAGUCUGUUUCCCGCAGGUCUUCGCUCUUUACUCUUCGUCUUUUCAUCACUUUGCAUCCCUCCACCUCUCGCCACCAUGAGUCUGAGUCGUACCAAGAGAAUCAGCUCCAGCAGCUCUGUGAGGAGCAGCAGUGCGUCCAGGAGGCUGAGCGGCUACGGUCCAGGUCAGGGGGGCUUCACCGGCGUCUCCCUGAGCAGCAGUUCUCUGUACACGGGCGCCAACGGGCAUCACCACGGCCUGGGUGCCCCCCUGGCGUCCCUGUCGGUCAACAAGAGCCUGCUGGCCCCCCUCAACCUGGAGAUCGACCCCAGCCUGUCGAUGAGCCGAGCCCACGAGAAGGAACAGAUCAAGAGCCUCAACAACCGCUUCGCAAGCUUCAUCGACAAGGUGCGUUUCCUGGAGCAGCAGAACAAGAUGCUUGAGACUAAGCUGGAGCUGCUGCACGGUCAGGGGGUGGGCCGCUCCAACGUGGAGCCCCUGUUCGAGGCCUACAUGGCGGGACUGAGGCGCCAAAUGGACCUGGUCAACAACGACAAGACCAAAUUGGACGGGGAGCUGAGGAACAUGCAGGGCCUGGUGGAGGACUAUAAACACAAAUACGAGGACGAGAUUAACAAGAGAAACAACCUGGAGAACGACUUUGUUAUCCUGAAGAAGGAUGUAGACUCAGCCUACCUGGUGAAGGCAGAUCUGGAGGAUAAAGUGGGAGCUCUGAGUGACGAAAUCAACUUCCUGCGCAACGUCUACGAUGAGGAGCUGCGUGAGCUGCAGGCCAGCAUCAAGGACACGUCGGUGGUGGUGCAGAUGGACAACAGCCGCAGCCUGAACAUGGAGCAGAUCGUGGCUGAGGUCAAAUCCCAGUAUGAGGACAUCGCAGCCCGCAGCCGGGAGGAGGCAGAGGCCUGGUACAAGAGCAAGUUCGACCAAAUGUCGGUGCAGGCCACUCAGUUUGGAGACGAGCUCCGCGUUGUGAAGGGGGAAGUGGCCGAGGUCACCCGACUGAUCAGCCGGCUGCAGAGCGAGAUAGAGGCCGUCAAAGCUCAGCGUGGCAGCCUGGAGAACCAGCUGGUUGAGGCGGAGGAGCGUGGGGAGCUGGCUGUGAAAGAAGCCAAGGCCCGAACCAGAGAUCUGGAGGACGCCCUGCAGAGAGCCAAGCAGGACAUGGCCAGACAGCUCCGAGAGUACCAGGACCUGAUGAACCUGAAACUGGCUCUGGACAUUGAGAUCGCCACCUACAGGAAGCUGCUGGAAGGAGAGGAGGACAGACUGGGACAACAGUCCAUCCUCAACAUUCACUCCGUCUCCAGCUACAGUACUAAAAGUACUAACGGGUACCACAGUAACAGCAGCUCUCCUGCUCCAAAGCUGCUGAUAAAGACGACUGAGACCAGAGAUAACAGCAGAUACAGCACACACUGAGCAACACACACACACACACACACACACAUCUCUAAAUGUGUGGGGUGCAUUUAAUUACUAACUUUUACUUGAUUUUAAAAAUUCAUAAUCUAAGCAUAAAACACAAACACUGGAACUAGAACUGGUGAUUCUAACAUCAUAUAUCAAUAUUUCAGUGUGUUGAUUGUAUUCUUUAGGGUUGAUGAUGAAUAGUUGACUGCUGCUUCAUUGUCAAUGAUCAUUUAAUCUGUGAUGAGACUAAGAAAAUAAAAAUAUUGUAGUCUUGUAGAUAUUUCUGGGAUAUAUUAUACACGCUGUACUUGUGAUAUAGGGUGUGUCCAUGUUUUGUAUCCAACACAAAGUUGUUUUACACCAAGAAUCUUUUGUGGAAAUUUGCUUUUUGAGAUUGAUGCAGGUAAACUUGUCAUAUCUGUCUACAGAUGUGUUCCCUGAGGUUUGAGUUUCUCUUAGUUUCUUUUCUGGUUCUUUACACAAACAUAAUAAACAUUAAUAAACAA
This is a messenger RNA of Paralichthys olivaceus (Japanese flounder), 1965 nucleotides long. RefSeq names its product intermediate filament protein ON3. Gene Ontology annotation, biological process: keratinization; intermediate filament organization. The record is from RefSeq and is a predicted model, not a curated record. Lineage: Eukaryota; Metazoa; Chordata; Actinopteri; Pleuronectiformes; Paralichthyidae. Gene Ontology annotation, cellular component: keratin filament. Gene Ontology annotation, molecular function: structural constituent of skin epidermis.